Molecule: messenger RNA, 3644 nt
Organism: Bombyx mori (domestic silkworm)
Lineage: Eukaryota; Metazoa; Arthropoda; Insecta; Lepidoptera; Bombycidae
Gene: Dhap-at
Product: dihydroxyacetone phosphate acyltransferase
Exons: 11
Coding region: 304-2310 (668 amino acids)
Biological process (GO): phospholipid biosynthetic process; ether lipid biosynthetic process; fatty acid metabolic process
Cellular component (GO): mitochondrial membrane; peroxisomal membrane
Molecular function (GO): glycerone-phosphate O-acyltransferase activity; glycerol-3-phosphate O-acyltransferase activity
Source: RefSeq, a predicted model, not a curated record
UAUUAUUACCAGGCCAUCAAAACUUUAAAAAAAAGCUGUAGAUUACGCACUCAUAUUGAGCAAUAUUUUCAUUCAAAUUCUGUCGUGAUGAGAUAGUGUGUUUGUUGAAAAAUAAUAAAAUUUGUUCUCGAAAUAAUUAAAAAUAAAAAUAUCAUUGAAGUAAAUUAUUCACGAUAUUGAUCGGAUUAUGUAAUUAUUUCAGUAAAACAUUUUAAUUUUCACAUCUUUCUGUCUUUUAAUAAAAUACAUUAAAGUUGUAUCUACACGAUGUAUUAAAUUUGUUAGUAGUGUUGAAAAUUCAAAAUGAGUGAGGAAGUGAAUUUCGUUGAUAUCCUAGAGCCGAGAAGGACUGAAUCCGACACAUUUCGCUACAUGACUCGUAGGUGGGACCUUGUAAAAACUAUGGCCUUAGAUAAAAUCUAUUCGCCUGAAGAUCUUAAAGAUUUUGUGGCAAAAUCGGUUUAUUUAGACAAUUUUAUAGAUGCUGAGAGCACCAGGACAGGUGUUAGCAAAACAGAAUUGCACAAAGAAGUAUUGAAUUACCUUGAAGAAAUGGGACUAGAUAAAAAAUUACAUGUCAUAAGAUGGAUGGGUGUCUUCUUCCUUAAAAUUUCAUUCAUGAUGAAGAUCAAACUAUUUGUCAAUGAACCAAAAGUGCUCCAGCUAAAAUUGACAAUGGGAAGAAAUCCUGUGUUGUUUCUUCCAACACAUCGCAGUUAUGCAGACUUUUGUCUUAUGACCUAUCUGUGUUGUCAUUACGAUAUUGACUUUCCUGCUGUUGCUGCCGGAAUGGAUUUUUACUCAAUGGCCAUUGUGGGGCGACGUAUGCGUGAAACGGGCGCUUUCUAUAUCAGGCGAACUUUAGUGGGUUCACCUCUGUAUGCGGCAACAUUGAGAGAGUAUGUACGGACUGUAGUAGCCAAGUACUCAUCUCCCAUUGAAUUCUUCCUAGAAGGCACAAGAAGCCGGAGCAAUAAGAGCUUACCUCCAAAAUACGGUAUGCUUUCGAUGAGCCUGAUGCCGUACUUCGCUAGAGAAGUUAGCGACAUUACCAUAGUGCCCGUGAACAUCAGCUACGACAGGCUCAUGGAGCAGGGACUGUUCGCGUACGAACAUCUCGGCGUGCCUAAACCCAAGGAAUCCACUGGAGGUCUCUUGAAAUCACUACGCAGCCUGAACGAUCACUUCGGCAACAUAUACAUCAACCUCGGCUCGCCGCUGUCCCUAAGAGGGUACUUGCAAGACGAAUCGAGAGCCACCGAGGAAAUAAUGAAACCGAACGAUCUCCAGCAAAUUACGCCGGAACAAUUCAGGCAGGUGCAGGACGUGGCGGAGCACGUGAUAAGCCUGCAGCAACAGAGCACGGCGGUCACGAUAACCAAUCUAGUAGCUAUAGUGCUCAUGCAGAGCCUGGUGCGAGACGAGCCCCUGUCUCUCGAUGGAGUCGUCGUUGAAGUGGUCUGGGUGGUCGGAGUGUUAGGAAAGCUGGGCGCUUCAGUGUUCGAGAAUGACGUCAAAGGCAGCGUCGACAGGAUCCUCGUGGUCCACAACAAGCUGCUGCGUGUCGAUUCAAAACGAAAAUUGAGACUGUUGUCGGAGACUUUGAUGAACAUGUCCAGUGAGGUCAAGAAAAAAAUUAAAGGACACACUCUGGAAGCCGACACCAUGGCCCUGGCCAUACCAGUGAUACAGCUGCAACUCUACGUCAACCCAGUAAUGCACUAUCUGUUUCCACCGGCUCUGGUGUACCUCAUCGCCUCUAGAGGGGUAGACAGAGAUAUGUUGGUAACAGAUUACAAUCGCCUCAGGAAACUCUUUCGGAACGAAUAUUUUUACGUAGAAAAAAAUGAAGAAAAGAUUUUAAAAGAAGCAAUAGAGUACUGCACGGCAAACGGCAUCCUGAUCUUCAACGGGGACAAAUACAGUUGCGGGUCGGAUGAGAAGUUGCAGAGGUUGUUGAAGUGGUCCGCGUGGCCGGCGCUCACCGUUGCCAUUAAAUGCGCUGAAAUUAUGACCGAGCAAACGACCUGCACACAAAAAGUAGCGCUGAAGCUGAUACAGCAGCGGGUCGAGUCCCAGCGCUGCCACCCGUACUGCCUCAGUCUGGAGGCCGCGGCCGGCUGUCUGCGCGGGCUGCUCACGGUCGGAGCGCUGCACAGACAAAAAGAUGCAGACGAAACGUACACCGUGGUGCCGGACAAAAUGAACGAGUACCACGGCCUUUUAAGUUUAGUCACUCCGAGUUUUAACGUGGACUGGAGCAGAAACAACACUGUGAUAUUAGACCAGAGAACCUCGUCUAGACUGUGAAGUAUUCAAGUUUCACUUUGCCGAUAUUCGCGAUUCUUUGUAAUCGUUUACACUGGUGGUAGGACCUCUUGUGAGUCCGCACGGGUAGGUACCACCACCCCGCCUAUUUCUGCCGUGAAGCAGUAAUGCGUUUCGGUUUGAAGGGUGGGGUAGCCGCUGUAACUAUACUGAGACUUUAGAACUCAUAUCUCAAGGUGGGUGGCGCAUUUACAUUGUAGAUGUCUAUGGGCUCCAGUAACCACUUAACACCAGGUGGGCUGUGAGCUCGUCCACCCAUCUAAGCAAUAAAAAAAAAAUAAAAAAAAAUCAAACGUUUGUGAAUAUCGUUAAAAAACGAAAAAUCGCGACUUCAAAUCAAUCAUCCACAAACAAAUCUUGUCAUCCAUUUUAUUUUUUACCAUAUAAAUAAAAUAAUUAAGUUGUCAUGGCCUAAAGGGACACUCAUUAGACUAGCAUAAUUUUUUUUCAAUUACAAAUCUGUAUUUAUUGUUUGAAAGUAGAUUAAUGGAUUAAUGGUUUCUUUAGUCUAUUUCGGUAUUUGGAAACAGUAUGUCAGUAAAAUAUAUUUAGGUUAGUUGAUUGUUUAACAAUGAAAUUUGACAAUCGUGAAUGCAAACAAUUUUAAAAAUUGCAAGUUAUGUGACUAAUUCACAAAAUUCUAAUUGCUACCACAAAAACCAAUCAAUUUAUUCAGUACUUAUACGGUACAGUAAUACUAUUUGCAGUGUUAUUAAAAAUCUAGUCCAGCCUCCAGGGUUAUUGACUAAAAAAAUAUAUUAAUAUAGUAAAUAACAUAAUAAUGAUAUUUUACUUUUACUCCUUAAUUAUAGUUUUUAAGUACCUGCUUAAAAUCGUGUGAUCCGCUUGCCAUUGAGAGUUGUUGCCAGAUGAAACGAAAGUCAAAGAAACAAGUGUUAAACAUUUAUUAGUUUGUUAAUGCUUUCACUUUGCAAUCAGUAUUCUUUGUUUGAACAUGUACAAAGUGUUUUUAGUAUCGUUAUUUGCAAUACAUUCCACUAAUUAAUGUUUUCUUCAAUCUUUAGGUUGAGUAACUUAAUAACAAAUAUAAAAGAAUGCAUUAAAAUGCGAUGCUCAUGUUAUUAUGUACCUAAAUAACGUACGUCAAUUCAAAUGAAAAUAAUAAGAUACGUUUUUCAAAUUUGCUUGUUUUUGUUAAUUGUUUUUUGUUGUUAUAACAUCAGUAUUGUAAAUAGUAUUUUUAUUUGUAAAUAUUUAAAACGAUGAAUUUAAUUCGUGUUGAUUUAUGUUCACCAGUAAUUAAUUUAAGGGUUUCGUUAAUGGUUUUAAUACUGAAUAAAAUGAUUAUAAAAAUG